Molecule: messenger RNA, 2110 nt
Organism: Solenopsis invicta (red fire ant)
Lineage: Eukaryota; Metazoa; Arthropoda; Insecta; Hymenoptera; Formicidae
Product: obg-like ATPase 1
Exons: 11
Coding region: 153-1346 (397 amino acids)
Cellular component (GO): cytoplasm
Molecular function (GO): GTP binding; ATP hydrolysis activity; ATP binding
Source: RefSeq, a predicted model, not a curated record
UAAGUGGAAACCCUGCAAUCCGCGGGUCGGUCGCCGCGCCGGUAGGAUCCAUCCGUGACGUCGUCUACGUGCCGUGCCGCUCUCGUGUAUUCGACGCAUCGUGUGCUACGAAAUUUGUAUACAGCAAGCGCACAUAACGCGGACAUACGAGCAUGGCUCCAAAGAAGCCCGAGGAACCCGAGCGGAAGCCGCUUAUCGGUCGCGUUGGUACUAAUUUAAAAAUGGGCAUAGUCGGAAUACCGAAUGUAGGGAAGUCUACUUUCUUCAACGUUCUCACCAAGAGCCAGGCAGCGGCUGAGAACUUCCCCUUCUGCACCAUCGAUCCUAAUGAAAGUCGAGUUCCGGUGCCUGACGCGAGAUACGACUACCUUUGCGAAUACUUUAAACCUGCUAGUAAAGUUCCGGCCUUCUUGCACGUAAUGGACAUCGCAGGACUGGUGAAAGGCGCCUCCGAGGGACAGGGCUUAGGAAACAGUUUUCUCUCGCACAUCGGAGCCUGCGACGGCAUAUUUCAUCUUUGUCGUGCCUUCGAAGACGACGAUGUCACCCACGUGGAGGGCGAUGUCAACCCCGUGAGGGACCUCGAUAUCAUCAGCGAGGAAUUACGACUGAAGGACAUGGAAUUCUUGAACGUGCAUCUCGAGAAGCUCGAGAAGCUUGUGAUACGUGGCAAUGACAAGAAGCUGAAACCCGAAUACGAUACGCUGCUGAAGGUAAAGGCCGUUCUAACGGACGAGAAGAAGCACAUCAGGUUCGCCGAUUGGAGCGCCAACGAUAUCGAAGUAUUGAACAAAUAUCUGUUUCUCACGUCAAAACCGAUUAUCUAUUUGGUGAACCUGUCGGAGAAGGACUACAUACGCAAGAAGAACAAAUGGUUAAUCAAGAUAAAAGAGUGGGUCGACAAGAACGAUCCUGGCGCGGUGUUAAUCCCUUUCAGCGGCGUCUUCGAAAACAAGAUUUUCGAUAUGGACGAGGCGGAGCGCGCAAAAUACUUCGAGGAACACAAAGUCACCAGUGCACUUGACAAAAUUAUUUUACAAGGAUACAGGGCGCUACAGUUACAAUAUUUCUUCACGUCCGGUCAUGACGAAGUCAAGGCGUGGACGAUUCAGAAAGGCACGAAAGCGCCUCAAGCUGCGGGGAAGAUACACACGGAUUUUGAAAAAGGAUUUAUCAUGGCGGAAGUGAUGAAAUUUGAAGAUUUCAAAAACGAGGGCUCGGAAGCAGCAGUAAAAGCCGCCGGAAAGUACAGACAACAAGGCCGUAAUUACAUAGUCGAGGAUGGCGAUAUUAUUUUCUUCAAGUUCAACGCAGGCGCCGGGUUAAAAGACGCGAAAAAGAAGUGAUGGCACGCGUUUCUCAUGUUGUUGCUCGUCCAUCUGUACAUCAACAUGAUCCUGUUAUCCUGUUGCAUGCAUCACCCACGAGUGAAUCAAUCCAACUCGCUUUCCGAUCCUCCCUGACUCUUUCAUUCACGAUAAGUAUGUGUACACACUAAUCAUGACGAUAAUGAUGAAUCUUUUUAUAUUUUUAUUUUCUGCAGAAUCUAUAAAAAAUUAAUCGUGCUCACGACACGUUGCAAGAUGUUAUAUUGGAGAAUAUAACAUCCAAUAUUUUUUUCGAGUAAAUUAUACGUAGAGAACAAUGUACUUGAUACACAUGUUAUUUUUGUUGUAAAGGACGUUGUCUAUGAAAGAAAAAUAGAAUUUUACGUUUAUCUUUAUGUACGUAAUUAGCUGUUUAUACAGAUCGCACUUAUUUUUUGUUUUUGGUGAAAAAUGUGCGGACACAGGAAAAGAGAAUGAAAAGAAAGGGAAUGACGUGUAUCUAAAGCAUUUCUUUGUACUCUUCUGUAUUUAUUUUAAAAAUAUUAAAUUACAUUGACGUAUAAGGAUUGUAGCGGCUUCGUAAUUUGUGAAUACGCUCUAUUACAAGUUAUAAAAAUUAUUCCGACAAAACGAUGCGCUACAAUCGAUAAAAACCACGUAACGAUAGUCGCCAAUGAUUUAUCCUCUACGUAGGAUGGUGUAUGUGGUUACAGAGUCAACGUCUAGAUGGCACGAGAAGUUCACAUUUGUUUCUUUGGUACAAUAAUUACGAAGUUAUAAAA